Messenger RNA from Momordica charantia (bitter melon), 1338 nucleotides. RefSeq lists its product as uncharacterized. The record is from RefSeq and is a predicted model, not a curated record. Gene Ontology annotation, molecular function: calcium ion binding. Lineage: Eukaryota; Viridiplantae; Streptophyta; Magnoliopsida; Cucurbitales; Cucurbitaceae.
UCCUUAAUUGCUUUUUACCUGCUUACAAGUUACAAACAACGCCAAACCCCAAUGUCCUCUACCGAUCCACAAUGUCCGAUCGCGACCUCACUGAUUCCGAGCGCGGGGAAACUCCGGACUCCCGGAGUUCGGAUUCGGAGGAGCGAGGGCGUUCCAUAAAUGGCAAAGAUGUCAAUGUCGUGUCGGAGUAUGAGAAACAGAGGCUUUCUAGGAUCGCCGAGAACAAGAAGAGAAUGGAGGCCCUUGGAUUGGCUAACUUGGCGAAAACACUUGUGGGUUCGGCUAAGAAUUCGAGGACCAUUGAUAAGAAGGGGAAGCGGAAACUGGGUGAGGAUAAUGAUGCCGAUGAAGAUUAUAAGCCCGGCGAGGAUUCUUCGAGUGCUGAAGAUGGAGAUGGAAUUGAUGGCUUGGAGGAAGGAGAUGAAGAUUUUGGAAGUGGGAAAGUUUCUGCAUCUGGUGGAAUGAAGAGUAAGAAUAAAGGUUCAAAAGCAAAGAGGAAAACUUCUGUCGAGAAAUCAAAUAAUUUAGAUGAUGAAGAUGAUGAUAAUGCCUUACGACAGGCGAUCGAACUUUCACUACGAGAUUCUGGUGUUAAUUCUGAUGCACAGGUGCAAGGUGCUAUUGAAAAUGUUAAAAGGAAAAAUGUGAAGACUCAGAAAAUAACAGGAGGAAUGAAGCGAAAGGGAUCGUUCACUAGCCGGAUGCAAAUGAAUGAGGAUGAACUUAUCGUGAACUUCUAUUAUUUUGAUGAGUUAUGGAAAGGGAGCAUCUCUGUUAGUGACAUGAAAAGAGUAGCAGCAGCUCAUGAUUUUACUUGGUCAGACCAAGAAUUAAAGGAUAUGAUUGAUUGCUUCGACAGUGAUGGAGAUGGGAAGUUAAAUUUAGAUGAUUUUCGAAGAAUUGCUGGUCAAUGUAACAUGAUAAAAGAGUCCACUUCUUGAUGGACUCGAACAACGACAGACUUGAAAGUCUAGAGGAGGAUGCAUGACAAGUAUUGAAGAGGAUUGUGGUGGCAUUUGUGCCUCCCACUUCAAUCCGAGAGGGCAAAAACCCGAGACUAUAGCUUAUUAUCACCCAAUCAAUCUGUGCAAUGUAUCUUAUAAAAAUUUAAGGUUGUCCUGAGCAAGAUGAAGGUGAAACACUAAUUUUUGUUGUGCUCAAAGUCUCGCCUUUUUCGAGUCGGCCCUUUUCCAGUCAAUCCAAGCCGACGUGACUGUAGUUGUAAAUAACAAGAUGAGAGAGAUGACCUUAGAAGUUCAAACAUAGGGUCAAACCAUACCAUAUCUUACUGAAUAAUCUGACUGAAUGAGGAAGAGCUCCUUAUGUGGUCUCCAUGUA